Messenger RNA from Cynocephalus volans (Philippine flying lemur), 2280 nucleotides. It is a transcript of the gene PLD5, whose product is annotated as phospholipase D family member 5. The transcript has 14 exons. The coding region runs from base 1 to 2280 and encodes 759 amino acids. NCBI's taxonomy places the organism in Eukaryota, Metazoa, Chordata, Mammalia, Dermoptera, Cynocephalidae. The record is from RefSeq and is a predicted model, not a curated record. Gene Ontology annotation, molecular function: catalytic activity.
AUGGACGUCCGGCAGCACGAGUGGCUCUCCGCCUCCCCCCACGAGGGCUUCGAGCAGAUGAGGCUCAAAAGCCGCCCCAGGGAGCCGGCGCCGAGCCUGGCCCGCGCGGGCGCGAACUUCUACAGCAGCGUCAAGCAGCAGGACUACAGCGCCAGCGUCUGGCUCCGCAGGAAGGACAAGCUGGAGCACUCCCAGCAGAAGUGCAUCGUGAUCUUUGCCCUCGUGUGCUGCUUUGCCAUUCUGGUUGCAUUGAUAUUUUCAGCUGUGGACAUCAUGGGAGAGGACGAGGAUGGACUCUCAGAAAAAAAUUGUCAAAAUAAAUGUCGAAUUGCCCUGGUGGAAAAUAUUCCUGAAGGCCUUAACUAUUCAGAAAAUGCACCAUUUCACUUAUCACUUUUCCAAGGCUGGAUGAAUUUACUCAACAUGGCCCAAAAGUCUGUUGACAUAGUGUCUUCUCAUUGGGAUCUCAACCACACUCAUCCAUCAGCAUGUCAGGGUCAACGUCUUUUUGAAAAACUGCUCCAACUGACUUCGCAAAAUAUUGAAAUCAAGCUAGUGAGUGACGUGACAGCUGAUUCAAAGGUAUUAGAAGCCUUGAAAUUAAAGGGAGCUGAGGUGACCUACAUGAACAUGACCGCCUACAACAAGGGCCGGCUCCAGUCCUCCUUCUGGAUUGUGGACAAACAGCACGUUUAUAUCGGCAGUGCCGGUUUGGACUGGCGAUCCCUGGGACAGAUGAAAGAACUUGGUGUCAUCUUCUACAACUGCAGCUGCCUCGUCCUAGAUUUACAAAGGAUAUUUGCUUUGUAUAGUUCAUUAAAAUUCAAGAGCAGAGUACCUCAGACCUGGUCCAAGAGACUCUACGGAGUCUAUGACAAUGAAAAGAGAUUGCAACUUCAGUUGAACGAAACCAAAUCGCAAGCAUUUGUGUCGAAUUCUCCCAAACUCUUUUGCCCUAAAAACAGAAGCUUUGACAUAGAUGCCAUCUACAGUGUGAUUGAUGAUGCCAAGCAGUACGUGUACAUUGCGGUCAUGGAUUACCUGCCCAUCUCCAGCACCAGCACCAAAAGGACUUAUUGGCCAGACUUGGAUGGGAAAAUCAGGGAAGCAUUAGUUUUGCGAAGCGUUAAAGUCCGACUCCUCAUAAGCUUCUGGAAGGAAACUGAUCCCCUCACAUUUAACUUCAUUUCAUCUCUUAAAGCUAUUUGCACCGAAAUAGCCAACUGCAGUUUGAAAGUUAAAUUUUUUGAUCUGGAAAGAGAAAAUGCUUGUGCUACAAAAGAACAAAAGAAUCACACCUUUCCGAAGUUAAAUCGCAACAAAUACAUGGUGACAGAUGGUGCAGCUUAUAUCGGAAAUUUUGAUUGGGUCGGGAAUGAUUUUACCCAGAAUGCUGGCACGGGUCUUGUUAUCAACCAGGCAGAUGUACAGACUAACAGGAGCAUCAUUAAACAACUUAAAGAUGUGUUUGAGAGGGACUGGUACUCCCCCUAUGCCAAAACCUUACAGCCCACCAAACAGCCGAACUGCUCAGUCCUGCUCAAAUUCAAACUCCCCUCAGACAAAUCCACCCUCCACAACACUAGUGCCAAGAACUCCCCAAAAGAAUGUUCUUUCCCAUCUCCAAUUCCUCUCUUCCGGUUCUGCCUUGAACUUACCCCAAUCAGCCCGUCACCCACACCCCUCCACCCAGACAGCUCUUGCGAGGUCCCAAAUGAUGUGCACACAGUUAGAGACGAUGUUCGAUUCUCAGACACAUCUCACAUGACCUCGCACCUCAUCUGCCCGGCCGACCUCUCCCUCCUCCUGGAAACAGUCAUCCUCGGGCUUCUGGAACGGAUAUGCCCUGAUGUGCUGCUGACUCCCCAAAGUAUGUCUUCCGACCAGACCUCUCCCCUGAGCAAUGGACCUGCUCACGCAGCCUGUGUACUCACAUGUCUUGCAGAAAAUGCAGUCACGGCCACCGUGUAUCUGCCACUGGCCAACCCAGUAUUUGCCAUUUAUUUGAGCAAAGUGAUAGAGGGUGAACACACAGGACAGAAGAAGGAUUCGGAGAUGGAAAAUGUGCUGCCUGUGUUCCCCUUGGAGCUUGCUGACUCAGCAGAGAUAGGAAGAAAGCAGGUUUUUAGAUAUUCAAACACUGGGCAGAUGGUCAUAGUACUUGCUAUGACUGUCUCUACUUUCCAGCAGGUGAUUUGCAACCAGAUGGACACGAGGGAGACCUGGGCUGAAGAUGUGGAUUUGGGAUCCAUCAGUGAGCAGGUUUUUGUUGAGACUUGA